AUGGGUAAGCUGAGGUCAGAUGGUCCAAGCAAGGAUGAACCUGAACCUCGAGAAAAAGAAAGCGUGAAGAGAAGAAGAAUAGAUAACGAUCACCAUAAUGAAGCUACUACGGGUGUUAAUGAUGAGGAAGAAUCUAUAGAUGUUUUAGAUAAUGAUGACGAUUCAGUGGAAAUAGUCCAUGAAAAUGCUGCACCAGCAUCCCCGGAGGACUUGUUAAUUAGGGCAUUGGAAGAAGGACUUGCAGAAACACCGUCGAUGGAGGACAAUUUACAUGAGACAAAUGCUACAGCAACACCGGCUCUAAACACAGAUAACACUCAAGGUCAGACAGCUGAGAAUAUAGACGAAAGUGUAGUUAUAAAUUCCCAACCAGUCACGUCUAACACUAGAACGCCAACUGGCGUGUCCGCUGCAUCAUCUGUAGUAACGCCAAGAGUUCUUGAUACAUCAGGAUUUGAUCCGUUGAUUGAGGCCAUAGAUCUUGAAGCAGCGGAACAACAAGUAAUCCAAAUUCCCGAUGAUGAAAUUGAGGAUGAAAUUCAAAGAGGAAAGAAACAAGAAACGUAUAGGCCUGUAACGGAAUAUCGCUGUCCCAUUUGCAUGGAUCCACCUGAAACUGCCUUGAUUGCUCCUUGUGGACAUGUGUUUUGCUGUGAUUGUUUAUUCCAAAUGGUGAAUAGUUCAAGAACGUAUAGAAAGGAUGGUCACUGUGCUUUAUGUAGGAAAGAAGUAAGAUUAAGAGAUGUGAAACUGAUAAUACUAAGAAAGAAAAGAAUAAAAAAAGUCGCUUAA
Molecule: messenger RNA, 792 nt
Organism: Naumovozyma castellii
Lineage: Eukaryota; Fungi; Ascomycota; Saccharomycetes; Saccharomycetales; Saccharomycetaceae
Gene: SLX8
Product: SUMO-targeted ubiquitin ligase complex subunit SLX8
Exons: 1
Coding region: 1-792 (263 amino acids)
Source: RefSeq, a predicted model, not a curated record